AUGGGGCCUCUCAAGGGCAACUCCAGCGGCUCCCACCGCGGCCCACACGACGCCACCGCCGCGUCUCUCUUUCACGUCCACGGGCCAAACCUCACCGACACUUCCCUUGAGUCCGCUGACAUCGUACAGCAGCUCUUGUCCAUUGCUGGGGGUGAUUUCUCGAGUAUCACCGUCGCAGAUGGCUCUGAGCACACCUCGUGUGCCCCUAUCACGUUCUUUUCGUCCUCCACCAACCUCACUCGCGCCGCCGGUAGCGGAGGGGAGGCGCGACCGUCGACGACGAUGACCGUGUCGGCGGCAGUCUCCACCAGCCCUUACUCGGUCUCUCUCUCUGCCUCUUCACUCCCGCGAGCAGCGCGCGUUGGGAGUGAGGUCCGCGCGCCAAACGCACUGCUGGACGGCAUGUGCGGCGAAGACGACAACAGGGUCCUCACCAAUUCAGAGGCCAGCGAUUUCUACCUGACCGCCCUUGUUGCCCAGGCGCUGCACCUCGAGGACUACUGGGUGCACCUCGGCCACCAGAUCGAGGUGGAUCAGCACGUUGAGUUUAUUCAGUACUGCGCCAGGGAGGGCUUCGGGGCGCUCAAGACGGUUCAUCUGCUCGGUUGGUGGCGGCAGUACCGUUCGCUGGUCCGUGGCGGCGCCGAUGUACCCGCAGGAGCGGCCAUCGGAUCACUGCUGCUGUUUGACGGCAACCCACAAAAGACUGCCCCACCGCCCCACUUCCACGGCGGCGGAGCGGGUUGUGGUAGCGCCGGUGGUGGGGAGCUCGGAUUGACUGGCAGCGCCAAAGCACCGAAGAAGGGGUGUCGUUUGAGCACGUCCGUGGUGGCGGGGGUGCCAUCGAGCGUAGAGCAGGAUGGCGCUGCGGGGGCCUCGCCGCUGUUGUACGCGACGCACGCCGAGGCGCUCCUUGGGGAGCUGCAGCGGUUCGUCCAGUGGGAGCUGGAGCACGAGUGGGCGUGGCGGCAGGUGCCCCGCGAGCCGGUCACGAGCGCAGCUGUGGCACUCACGUCACCGCAGGCGGCAGGCUUGAGCAGUGGCCCUCGUCGCACCACUGCAGGCGUGACGGCUGUCGGCGCGGCAAAGGCGUCCCGCGCGGAAAAGGUGAAGCUGCAGCAGCUACAGCAGCAGGAGAUGGAGGCUGAGGAGCAGCGGCUGGCACGCGUAGCGGCCAUGCCGCCGGAGAACAUCUUCUUGGCGAAGGAGGAGCUCGACGGCUUCUUGCAGUUUGUCGUGGAGGAGGACCUUCUCUCGCACACCGCUCUGCACAUUUAUAUGACUUCGCAUGCUGAGCAGCCCAUGUGCACCCUCUCACGGUCGGCGCGCGCUCCCGUGUGUUUCUCGGUGCAGGUGGAGACGCCAAUGCCCGUGCUGCCGCUACGGGAGGCCACUCGUCUCUCUGCCCUUCCACGGGGUGGUGGCAGCAUCAAUGCGUCCGCCUCGCCCACUCCACGCUAUGGCGCAAUGGGUGGCGAUGCGACCACUGGUGGCAGCGCGGCGCCGCAACAGUCUCCUUCCGCGAUACCCGCCGUGGGGCACGGCAAGCCGGUGAGUGGGCGCUCUCGCCCGUACUCUAAGCACUCGAAGAAUUCCUCCAAAGACGCCGCUGCCGCUGCCAUCGCUGAGGCCGAGACUGCUGCCGCCUCUGCUCCCCCCGCGGCGCCCGAGUUGGCGGUACCGCUUACAGCCAUGGAGGCCCUACGUGCCGAGCAGGCCAAGGAGGCAGCGGCGUACCAAGCUGCCUACAACGAGGAGCUUGCGCAAGCGGCGACUCGUGAACGAGCUGCGCAGCAUGCCGCAGACGUGCAUCUUUUCUUUGAGAAACCGAAGACGAACGAGGCCGUGCAGGCGGUGUACGCAAGCAUCGAGGAUGCGAUGGCUGCGCGGCAGCAGCGCAUCCUUCAGCGUGUUGUGGCUCUGGAGCGCGGGCUAGGGCUAACGGUGCCAUUGGCUGGCGCCAAUGGGUUUGGUGGCGCUGGCGCUGCUGCUACUGAGCCAAAGCCGACGAGCGCACGCGGGGCGAGUAGCAGCAGCUGCAGCACCCCCGCGAAGAAGAAAGCGAUGUAG
This is a messenger RNA of Leishmania braziliensis MHOM/BR/75/M2904, 2070 nucleotides long. RefSeq lists its product as hypothetical. Lineage: Eukaryota; Euglenozoa; Kinetoplastea; Trypanosomatida; Trypanosomatidae. Bases 1 to 2070 code for a protein of 689 amino acids. The record is from RefSeq and is a predicted model, not a curated record. The transcript has a single exon.